This is a messenger RNA of Helobdella robusta, 2112 nucleotides long. RefSeq lists its product as hypothetical. NCBI's taxonomy places the organism in Eukaryota, Metazoa, Annelida, Clitellata, Rhynchobdellida, Glossiphoniidae. The record is from RefSeq and is a predicted model, not a curated record. Gene Ontology annotation, cellular component: cytosol. Gene Ontology annotation, biological process: ubiquitin-dependent protein catabolic process. The transcript is spliced from 15 exons. The coding region runs from base 1 to 1758 and encodes 585 amino acids. Gene Ontology annotation, molecular function: polyubiquitin modification-dependent protein binding.
AUGGCGGACUUUGAAAAUGUUGAAAAUGCUUCAAAAGUAGCUGACGUUAGUGAUCAGUCGAUGGACAUCACUAACGAAAGUGCUAUCGAAAAUAAUUCGGAUGAAAAUUUUCAAGUUUCGAAAUUAUCUGUGGAUCAAAUCUCAGCUGAACAAGAACUGCUUGAUGCCGGUGGCACCACCACAGAUGAUGCCCCAACAACAGACCAGACUGGGGACGAACAUGUAGUGGACCAAUCACAAUCAGCAAUAGAGCCAAUUACAGAUGAGAGCGACAGUCAGCUAAGCCAGCAAUCUGAAAAUCAACCAGGAGAACAGGGAGAACAGGAAAGUUUAAAAGUAAACUCAAGCGAAGCAGCAAAAAAGAAUAAAGGAGAGAAUGAGGAGGAGGAGGAAGAAGGGGAAACAGUGAGGAAGAAGAGAAAAUUUGAGGAACCAGAAUAUAUAAAAGUUAGGGUCAAAUCUCAAUACAUGGAGAAGAUGGUAACAGUGGAAGCAACCGCUAACAUAGAACAACUGAGGUCGCUGGUAGCUGUGAAGUUCAACAUAUUGGUUGAUCAAGUCUGUCUAACACUAGAUGGAAAGAUGCUGAAAAAUGAUAACGAUGACUUGAAGAGCUUAAAUAUCAUUGAGGGCACAUCAUUGCAUCUGGCCGUCAAGUACAAUUUAGGAGACCAGUCGGACCUCAGUUCAGUAACAUCUCCUUGGUUCCUCCCAUCACAAUACACUAAAUUAGGACUAAAUAACGUCAAUUUCGUUCAGCUACAGCAACAAAUGCAACAACAGAUGAUGGCCAACCCUGAGAUGGUGAGGGAGAUGAUGGGGAACCCUCUGGUCCAGCAGCUAAUGCAGAACCCCGAAGUCAUGAAGAAAAUGAUGAUGCAAGUCCCACAGACUAGAGAGAUGUUGAAUAGGCACCCGGAUAUUUUUGAUGCGCUGAACAACCCUGAUGCCAUGAAGCAGUCGUUGGAAAUAGCCAGGGACCCAGUGGCUCUGCAAGAAAUGCUGGCUAAAAUGGAAGUGCCAGAGAAUUCCCCAUUCGUCAAUGCAGUACCAAUCUUCAAUCCGCAGUCCAUCCCUACACCGCAGACGAUGCUGCGGAUGACCGCCCAGCACCCGACGCUACUUCAACAAAUGUUCGACUCUCCCUAUUACAAAACGAUGGUCGACGGAAUGGUUGCUAAUCCUCAGUGGACGCAACAGAUGAUUGUAAACAAUCCACUGUUUGCUAACAACCCACACCUACAACAGCAACUAUCUACACUGAUGCCUUAUUACCUCCAACAAAUACAGAAUCCUCAGCUAACUUCCUUGAUGUCGAACCCCGACUCAUUGAAGGCAUUGUUGAAAAUCCAACAUGGCAUCUCUGUACUUCAAUCAGAGCUGCCUAAUUUGUCACAAAGCAUGGGUUUUCCCAACAUAGCAAUUCCUGGACUUGUAAAUAGCAGCGACAAUGUUAGCAGCAGCGGGGCUAAAGAUUUUGUGGGUGGGGCCAGGGGAGGAGCCGACCAAUUAGAUGCCACCUCGCUGAUUAUGUCGCAACUCGUCAAUCAGAUGGGCACCGGAAAGAUUAAUUUACCGGACGAGGAAAAGUACAAGGACGAGAUGGAGCUUAUGAAAUGCAUGGGAUUCAAUGAUACUGACCUCAAUCUCAGUUUAUUGAAAAGAACGCUGGGCAACGUGGAUUCUGCUGUUACAUACCUGCUCCACGAACAUCAACAACCUAAACAGGAACCGGAAGAAGAAAAAGCUAUGGCGUGAUGAUGAUGAUGACGAUGUUGAUGAUGAUGAUAGGAGGGCAGUAGUGAUGAUGAUGAUGACGUCUUAAAGGACUUUUUCAUUUUCAUAGGGAAUCGAUUAUAUGAUGGACAGAUGUGUUUUUGAUAUGACAAAAAGACUGUAUCACACUAAUCUCACUAUCCACUGUAUCUUUGUGUGAGUGAAUGAAUGAAUGAAUGAAUGAAUGAAUGAAUGAGUGAGUGAGUGAGUGAGUGAGUGAGUGAGUGAGUAUAUAUAUAUAUAUAUAUAUAUGCUGACUUUUAUUAUUCUAUUAAAAUUUACGAAUUUAUUCGUUAAUUGUAGUUUAUUUUUUAGAAUUUUGAAGAGAAAAACGAA